AUGCAACCAGUCCAAGAUAAGAUGGUUGCUUCGAAACUAUUUAAAUUUAAUUAUUCUACUGGCAUUCAUCCUUUGUUCUUGUUAAUUUUGGUAUUUCUCUCUGGAAAUUUUAUUUAUGUAUCAACAUCCACCAAACAACGCUUCAAUGUCGAGAAGUCAUUAUUCCAAUUAACACAGUCAAAUGCUUUUAAAUCAAUUGUCAAAUGUAGUGAUAAAUCGGAUGGUAUACAAUGUUUUAGACAAUACCGCAAUGAAUUGAGUGGAGAGUCAAGAAAUGGAAUGAGUACAGUUUCAUUUACUCAAUUGGAAAGGUCCGUUAAAUUUUUUUGA
Messenger RNA from Debaryomyces hansenii CBS767, 330 nucleotides. RefSeq names its product DEHA2G03388p. The coding region runs from base 1 to 330 and encodes 109 amino acids. The record is from RefSeq and is a predicted model, not a curated record. The transcript has a single exon. NCBI's taxonomy places the organism in Eukaryota, Fungi, Ascomycota, Pichiomycetes, Serinales, Debaryomycetaceae.